This is a messenger RNA of Ciona intestinalis (vase tunicate), 1667 nucleotides long. The record is from RefSeq and is a predicted model, not a curated record. Lineage: Eukaryota; Metazoa; Chordata; Ascidiacea; Phlebobranchia; Cionidae.
GUUCCUUGCAAGCGGCAUUCAAGCAAUUCAAUCAGUCCAAUGUUUACACCGAUUUUGGUUUGUUUUUUGCCUUUGAACUUGUCCCAACGAGUUUCCUGCUAAAACUCUGUCCCAACAAGUUUCCUGCUAAGUUUUCUGCACAACUUCCUCGGCAAUCUACUCGACCGCGUUUUCCGGUGGCUCCUUAUUUGCAGAAAGCGAUUGUGGGUGGGUUCACGAGCAAGUCUACAGUGCUGAAGUUCGUUUUUUUUUUCGAUCACGUAGGCGGUAUAUGCCGGGCUGUAUAAAAGUCGGGUGUAAACCUGGAACGUCUCACAUCUCGACUAAGCAAAAUGAAGAAAGCAGAAAUUGUCGAGGCGAAGAAACCGCUGAAAAUAUCCGAAGCUCCGGUGCCGAAACCACCGAAGGACGGAGCUGUAGUAAAGCUUCUGUACAGUGGAAUCUGUCAUUCGGAUAUUCAUCAGAUAGACAACGGGUUUGACGUUGGUAGUAGAUUUACCUGCCUUACCGAUGAUCCAAACUAUCAAUUCCCGAUCGUACCUGGUCACGAGAUGGCGGGCGUGGUCCACUCAUUGGGAGAAAACGCAAAACCUUGUGACUUGAAGAUCGGGGACCGAGUCGCAGUGUUUCCCUGGAUCGGGUGUGGAAAGUGUGGAUAUUGUGAUAAUGGUUACUCUCAGUUCUGCAAGGAGAAACAUCAUACCAUGGGAUUCGGGGCAGUGCCUGGAGGAUAUUCCAACUACACGGUUGUAAUCCACCAUCAGUUCCUGGUAAAAGUUCCAGCUUCAAUACCUCUAAGUAUCGCUACCAUGCUGCCAUGCUCUGGUCUUACAACGUAUAAUGCUGUAACAACUGCAUUACCUGCAAUUAAAAAGGCGACCGCCUUUAAAGGCAAAGCGUCAAUGUUGAUCAUCGGUGCAGGUGGUUUGGGGUUGUGGGCUCUCCAGCUGGCCAAGAAUAUCUUGCCCAAGACCACGAAUGUUGUUGUGGCAGAUCUCAGUGAAAGUAAGCUGGGCAAUGCAAAAGAAAGAGGCGCAGAUGGAACUGUAGCUUGGGAUCCUAGCAAGUCUGAGGAGGAUUUGAUAAAAGCGACAGCCAAACUCGGAAACGAAAUUGGUUAUGACGCAAUCAUUGACUUUGUGAACACAAGAGUCACAUCGACUCGCGCGUUCGAGUGUUUGAACACGGAUGGCCUUCAAGUGUGUGUUGGGUUAUUUGGAGGGUCGGGUAACUUUCCUCUACCAGUUCUCACCCUGAGUGAGAAAGGUGUAAAGGGAGUUUACGUUGGGAGACUUCAGCAACUUAAAGAUCUUAUUGCAUUGGUGUCAACGAACAAGCUCACACCACCCCCACUCAUCUACUACAAACUGGAAGACAUCAACUCAGCCCUGGACCUUCUAAGGGUCGGGAAGAUUAAUGGACGUGGGAUCAUUAAGCAUGAGGGAGCCAACGACGACGCAUAAAAUAUUAACUUGUACAUAAAAUAAUAAACCAGCAUUCGUUCCGUAUUUUGUAAAUAUAAUUCUAUAUGUCCGUUUAGUGUAGUCAUUUUGGGGUGUUAUGUUCAUUGAAUACUUGUAUGUGGGCCAACGCUGUAUUUGUCUUAUCUAUAAUGGUUGAAUGACAUUUCUGUUAGUGUAGUGGAAAAAUAAAUACACUAACAUCGU